This is a messenger RNA of Cuscuta europaea, 1262 nucleotides long. NCBI's taxonomy places the organism in Eukaryota, Viridiplantae, Streptophyta, Magnoliopsida, Solanales, Convolvulaceae. The record is from the annotation of a GenBank genome assembly.
CACACACUCAAAACAUCACUAAAAAGGGAAGAUAUUUAAUUAAAAAAACACGGGCAGACUCAAAAUCAAUGGCGGCCACUGUCUCAUCUUCUUCAUCUACCCUUUCUGUUCAAAAUUUGUUAGAGAAUAUCCAGUCCAGAAAAUUACUGCGGCUCUCAACCCAUGCAAUACCGCCUCCGGCAAGCAGCAACGUCAUCGACGGGAGGUCGCCGGAGCCGGCCGUCGGCGGCAACGCAUUGGACGAGAAUGUAGUGAUGGUCCUAUCAGUCCUAUUGUGUGCCUUCAUUUUCACCCUCGGAUUGAACUCCAUCGUACGGAGCUUGUUAAGGUGCUGGAACAUAAUCGCGUCCGGCGAGUUGCCGUAUUCCGAUCCGUCGGCGAGAUUGGCGAACACCGGAAUUAAAAAGAAGGCCCUCAAGAUGUUCCCGACAAUAAGCUACUCGAGCGAUGAUCUGAAGCUGUCGCCCAGCCUGGACGCAGAGUGUGUGAUUUGCCUGUCGGAAUUUGCCGCCGGGGAACGGAUUCGGAUCCUUCCGAAAUGCAACCACGGAUUCCACGUCCGCUGCAUUGACCAGUGGUUGACCUCUCACUCAUCCUGCCCUACGUGCCGCCACUGUCUCAUUGACACGUGUCGGAAGAUUGUUGGUUGCUCUACUCCUGCCGGUGCUUCUUCUUCCCCGCCGCUGCCUGAGAGGAGAAUUGCAAGGAUGGAAGCGCUCCCCCGUGAAGGAAUGGUGUCCGACCAUCAAAAUUAAUUAGUUACUAAAUUUCCGUUUGGAUGAAUUUUGAUAAAGUAAAUUUAAGUAAAGGUAUUGAAAUCUAGUGAAUUGAACCUCGUGGAGGCUUAAAGAGAACAAAAGCAGAGCCUUUGGAAGACACUUAAAAAGGGGUUAUUGCCUAAUUGGUAUUUCGCACAUCAUGGCUUUACAUUAAUUAAAGAAUGAACACGGCGGGCGUAGCUCAACUGGUACCAAAGGAGUGUCACAAGGUUUAGGUCCCGGGUUUGAAUCUCGGCAAUUGCGAUGAGGGAUUACUAUGCUAAAAAUGCCUAGAACCUCUGCAAGUACCGGGGAAAAACAUCCGGCCAAAUCCUACAAGUAUUAGAUUAUGUAAAAAAACAUGAAGGGAAAUUCAACCAAAUUUGUAUCAGAUUUAGGUGGGUGGUAUCGCAAAAAUAAAUGGUGUUCCGGACUCCCACUGCUCGUUUGUUGAAGUAAAUUAGUAAAAUACUCCGUAUGAAAUAAGGAUGCUUACUCUUCCCC